Molecule: messenger RNA, 849 nt
Organism: Durusdinium trenchii
Lineage: Eukaryota; Dinophyceae; Suessiales; Symbiodiniaceae
Source: the annotation of a GenBank genome assembly
GUAGAGGAGGCACCAGCAGAUGGCAGCGCUGAAACUCGACAGGUUGCAAAAGCACCCAGCGUUGAAUGUCAGUCAGACCCGAAGGCUGUCCAGGAAGCGUCUCCAGAUCCGCAGGUGGUGGAGAUCCCCGCCAUUUCAUCGACAGGAGAUGAGACUGGACGCCACCAAGUCUCUUCGAGUCUGGCCAAGGUUGAGCCAGAAGCGCCGCCUCGUUCCUGCGCUGGUGACAAGCGCAUUGCUUCCGCUCAAGAACUCUUGCUUGACGAGGUAGACAUGGACCGGGCCAUGCAAGAUGAAAUGCGUACCAAGAUGUCUGGGGGAAGAAAACCAAAGCAAGGACAGGAUGGAGAGGAUGGGUCUGAUGAUGACAUGCCUCCCUUGAAGCGCCCGGCUGGAAAGUCUGCUGGAAAGCCCAGAGCCCCACGAGGGGAAGCAAAGGCCAAGGCCAAAGGAAAGCCGAAGCGAGUCGAAGACAAGAAGAAUGGGGCUCGCGAGACUGAUGCUGAUGUGGAGAAGGAGGAGGGUGGGAAAAUGACACCUAAGGCCGCUUGCAAGCGGAAGGCCAAGAGAGGCCAUGAAGACAAGGCGGAUGAAGAGCGGGCGCAGCUGCAGUACUUGUUAGAGAAGUACGGGGGCGAGAUGGGCAAAGGCAAGACCAAGAGACAGGCGAAGGACUCAAGCGCAACGGCUGAGAAGCCACCGUGCAAGAAGAACAAGAAGGAACAUGAGAAGGCAGAUGAGAAACCGAAUCCCACAGCAUCCUUUGCCCGGCGGUACCAGCCCAAGAACCCAGUCAAAGCCCAGUGGUGGCUCGCUCUCCGUUCAGCCUUUGCCUCACACGUCAAGAGC